AUGAAAAAAGAGAGAGAAAAUAAUGAGAAUGACAGACAGGAUUCUUUAUCACAUAAAUCUGUUGAGGAAAAUAUCGAUACGUCUUUUGAAGAGAUAGAAGAAAGAGAACAUAAUGAAAUAGAUGAGAACAUUGGUGUGAUUGAUAUGGAAUAUGAAGAAUCAUCUAUUAUGAAUAAAUUCUUCAAAUUUGAUCAGUAUGCAUUUCCGCCUAGUGAGGAAAUUCAUAAUCAAGAGCUGCAAAUUGAUGACAGUGAAGAGGAAUGGUCUAUUGAAGAUAUUAUUUUUCAAAUCUAA
Molecule: messenger RNA, 294 nt
Organism: Racocetra fulgida
Lineage: Eukaryota; Fungi; Glomeromycota; Glomeromycetes; Diversisporales; Gigasporaceae
Source: the annotation of a GenBank genome assembly